AUGGAUCAAACGUACAGGUCACUUGCAGACUGCAUCCUCAGCAAGUGGGAGGAAAAGAAAGCAAAAGCGGCUACCGCCAACGGCACAAAGAAUUCGACGCCUCGACUCAUAGUGGCAGUAGCAGGCCCUCCCGGCUCCGGAAAGACAACAAUAGCCAACAAGGUUGUUGACAUCAUUAAUUCCUUACCAUCAAAAAGCCCCAAAACUAUUGUGGUAUCUGCCGACGGAUUCCAUCUUCCACUUGCCGCUCUGCGAAAACUACCCAAUGCUUCGGAAGCCCUUGCUCGCCGGGGAGCGCCCUGGACUUUUGAUGGCCAUGCCGCAGUGAGCCUGGUUCGAAAGCUCAAAACAAGCACACGCACCCAGCCGGUUCUCGCGCCUACUUUUGACCAUGCAAUCAAAGAUCCGGUGUCAGAUGGAUUACUCAUAGAGGCAGAUGUGGAUGUAUGCAUCUUGGAAGGCAAUUAUCUUCUCUGUGAUGAGCAUCCGUGGGAUGAAAUCGCAGAUCUUGUUGACGACAAGUGCUGGGAUUGA
Molecule: messenger RNA, 534 nt
Organism: Trichoderma aggressivum f. europaeum
Lineage: Eukaryota; Fungi; Ascomycota; Sordariomycetes; Hypocreales; Hypocreaceae
Exons: 2
Coding region: 1-534 (177 amino acids)
Cellular component (GO): cytoplasm
Molecular function (GO): kinase activity; ATP binding
Source: RefSeq, a predicted model, not a curated record